This is a messenger RNA of Pseudomassariella vexata, 1629 nucleotides long. Its product is annotated as ASST-domain-containing protein. Bases 1 to 1629 code for a protein of 542 amino acids. The transcript is spliced from 3 exons. Lineage: Eukaryota; Fungi; Ascomycota; Sordariomycetes; Amphisphaeriales; Pseudomassariaceae. The record is from RefSeq and is a predicted model, not a curated record.
AUGCAUUCAUUCAUUGUAUAUACCGUGGCCGCCUCGCUCGCGAACUUGGUCCAGUUCGCAGCGGCGGACCACCGCUUGGUCUACGACGCCGAGGGAUAUAAUGGGGGCGCAUUCGGGCGCCGGCCCAACCAGACCUACCUUUCCACCAAAAUCGCAUCACCUCUAUUCCAGAUCAAUUCUUGGAACCGGACGACGACAGACGACUCCAAGUACCUGUUCCUCGGGUUAUGGAAUCCUCUCGGCGGAUCUGCCGGGCCCAUGAUCUUCUCGACCGAGGACUUCAGUCUGGUCUAUGCGGAUUGGAGUUGGCCGAGCACGCACAACACGCGAGUGCAGAAGUUCAAGGGAGUCGACUACCUGACCUUCUACGAGGGCGCCCAGAAAGAUGGACACUCGUCCGGGAACUGCCUCAUGCUCGACUCGUCAUACAACGUUGCCUACAACAUCACGACGAGAAACGUGUCGUCAACGGUCGACAUGCACGAAUGUGAGGUCACCGAGGACGGCACCGUCCUCAUAUCUGUCUACGAGUCCAUAUGGACCAAUUUGACUGGCGUCGGCGGCCCGCAGCGAGGCGAGCUUUUGGACAGUAUCGUCCAGGAAAUCGACAUCGAGACCAACGAGCUCCUCUUCAUGUGGAAGGCGUCGGAACACACCAACGUAACCGACACAUAUUCGCAUUAUCACAGGAGCGAAGGAGGAUGGGAUUUCUUCCACUUGAACAGCGUCCAGAAGACCAAAGAAGGCAACUACCUCAUCUCAGCUCGCCAUUUCCACACGCUCACGUACGUAAACGGCUCAACGGGCGAGACAAUAUGGACCCUGGGCGGCAAGCAGAACGACUUCACAGACAUAUCCAACGGCAGUGCGACCGACUUCGGCUGGCAGCAUCAUGCACGUUUCCGUGACGACGAUCUCACGCAACUGACUUUCUUCGACAACCACGCACUGAAGACUGAAAUAGGCUGCAAAAAGGAUUGCUCACGAGGCCGACACGUGGAACUGAAUUACGACGACAUGACGGUCAGGCUUGUUCAGGACUAUUUCCACCCCACGAGCUUGACCAGUACUGCUAGAGGCGGCUACACGGUUGUGCCUAACGGGAAUGUUCUGAUUAGCUGGGGCGUCAACCCUGCUUUCACCGAAUACACCCCCGAUGGAGAAUGCGUGCAGGACGUGCAAUUCGACCUGUGGGACCCAAAGGCCGAGGGAAGGGGACAUUACCGUGCUUUCAAGAUGGACUGGGUGGGGAAGCCGUCUUGGGACCCUAGCAUUGCAUCGGUUAUUGAACCUUACGGCGGCUCCAAGGUCGCUGUCAGCUGGAACGGUGCGACGGAAAUCGCCUCAUGGGAGCUGUACACGGGCGACACGCAAACCACAGUAACAGAAUUAUCACACACCAUCAAGAAGACGGGCUUCGAAACCAUCAUGGUUAUUGGACCAGGACCCAAGUAUGCGCGAGCGACCGCCCUCGACAAGGACGGCCACGUCCUCGGCAAAACCCCUGUCAUUGAUUUAUGGUCAGGCGAAACCACGCCCGUAAUCGAGAUCCCGGCGAGCGUCGCCGUAUCGGACUUCCUCAGCGGAUUUUACCUGUACUUUUUACGCAUAAUAUCGUUCUACAGAUGA